CUCCCCCCCCGCAAGCGGGCAAGGAAGGGGCACGAUCGAGGAUGAGAGGCGCGCAAGGGCACCCCAUCCCCGGCGACGCCCCGAAGGCUCCUGGGGCAUUUUCCUUCAGUAAGAAGCACGAAGCGCCCUUUCCUUCGUGUUGGGAGUCCGAAUUUGGUGGCCCUCGUCUUCCCUGGCGGCGGUCCACUCUGCACGUGCCCAGAGGCACCUCCGGCUUGGCUGUCGGUGCGAGGACGCCCUCUGGCUGCGACUGGCGGAGCGGGCAGCGGGCGGUGCCUGCUCUGGCUCCUCCUCCUCUUCCUUUCCUGCCCUUCCCAGCGGCCGCUUCACCCGGCCGUCGCGUCGCUGCCGCCCCUGGUCAGUCUCCGGCUCGGCGGCUGGCGAGGGACCGACGGGGCGGACGAUGAGCGCCCUGCGCGACGUCUCCCUGCAGGACCCGCGGCUCCGCUACGAGCUCGUCCAGCGCAUCGGCUCCGGCACCUACGGCGACGUCUACAAGGCCCGUGACACAGAGAAUGGGGAAUUGGCGGCCAUUAAGAUAGUGAAACUUGAUCCAGGGGAUGACAUUGGAUCCAUUCAGCAAGAAAUCACCACGCUGAGAGACUGUCGCCAUCCCAAUGUCGUGGCCUAUUUUGGCAGCUAUCUCAGGAAUGAACGCCUGUGGAUCUGCAUGGAAUACUGUGGAGGAGGAUCCCUUCAGGAGAUCUACCACACCACCGGCCCCCUCUCGGAAAAGCAAAUUGCCUACGUCUGCCGGGAGACCCUCCAGGGCCUCCACCAUCUACACACCAAAGGGAAAAUGCACCGGGACAUUAAGGGGGCCAACAUCCUGCUUACAGCCAACGGUGACGUGAAACUCGCGGAUUUUGGCGUCUCUGCGGAGCUGACAGCAUCUGUGGCGAAACGGAAAUCCUUCAUUGGGACUCCCUAUUGGAUGGCGCCAGAGGUGGCUGCGGUAGAGAAGAAAGGGGGCUACAAUCACCUGUGUGACAUCUGGGCACUUGGCAUCACGGCCAUAGAAUUGGCAGAGCUGCAGCCGCCUCUUUUUGAUCUGCACCCCAUGAGGGCCUUGAUGCUGAUGUCAAAAAGCAACUUCCAGUCCCCCAAGCUAAAAGACAAGGCUCGUUGGUCCACAGAUUUUCACCAUUUCCUCAAGCUCUCCUUGACCAAGAACCCCAAGAAGCGUCCGGUGGCAGAGAAACUCCUGCAGCACCCUUUCGUUUGCCAGCCUCUGGCUCGUAUCUUAGCCAUCGAGCUACUGGACAAAGCCAUGAAUCCUGAUUUGGCAGCUGCUGCCCUGGAUGAUGGAGAUUUUGAGGCUUACGAAGUUUUUCCUGACAAAAUCCGUUCACACAGACAACAUGGGCAAGUUGAAGGCACCUUCGCAGAGAUCCAGCUUAAUCAGGUUAAAUUUGGGCCUCCACUGAGGAAAGAAACAGAGCCAUGGUGCAGUCUGAAGGAGGAGGAGGAGAACUGGAUGGUUUUAGGAGAUGGAGAGAGUCUCCUUCAGUCGGUGGAAGAAGCGCUGGAGGAGAGGAGCCUAACGAUUCGCCCAGCAGGCCCCACUGAGCAAGCCCAUGACGAGCAGCAGCCCAGCGGCACCAGCGAGGGUGACGCGGGCACCAUCAAGAGGGGGCCCUUGUGGGAUUUUCUGAAUCUGGAGCUGGCAUAUAAGGCGCCCUGGGAGCAGGAAGAGGGCCUCGAGUCCCCCGGCUCGGAGUGUCAUAGAAGCCAGAGCCUGCCAGGCAGCGCAGAGCCGGGCAGCACUGCAGAUGCCACAGGGGCUGGCUCCCCCAAACCUGUGGACUCGCUCCUCUCUACAGAGUGGGCCACCAUGAAGAGGAAAGAAGAGGCUACCAGGCUUCUAUGUCAUGGGUUGCCCCCCACCCCAAAAGUCCACAUGGGGGCCUGUUUCUCCAAAGUCUUCAAUGGCUGUCCGCUGAAAAUCAAUUCGGCUGCAACAUGGAUCCACCCAGAAACACGAGAUCUCUACCUGGUGGUGGGCGCUGAAGAAGGCAUUUACACUCUCAACCUCCAUGAACUCCACGAGGAUACAAUGGAAAAGCUCCUUCCGCACAGAUGCUCUUGGCUCUAUUGUAUGAAUAAUGUGCUGCUGACCUUAUCUGGGAAGUCUUCCCAGGUCUCCUCCCACAACCUUUGGGGUCUCUUUGAGCAAUGGCGUCAGCAGCAGAAGCGUCAGGUGCCCCUCUCCAUCGCCACCAGCCGGCUGACGGAGCGGAUCAACCCCAGGAAGUUUGCCCUGUCAGCCAAGAUAGCGGACACCAAAGGAUGCUUGAAGUGCCGUGUAGUGCGAAAUCCCUACUCUGGGAGCACGUUCCUCUGUGCUGCGCUGCCCUCCAGCCUGGCCCUCCUGCAGUGGUACGAGCCCUUGCAGAAGUUCAUGCUGCUGAAGCAUGUCUCUGUGGUGCUGCCUGCCCCGCUGACCCUCUUUGAGCUGCUGGUGGUGGAGACAGAGGAGUACCCGCAGGUGUGCUUGGGAGUCACUGGCAGCGAUCAGCCGGGCGCAGAGCUGCAUUUCAGCACCCUCUCCCUCAGCACUGGCCUCAGCACCUCAAGCCCUUCCGGUCGGCCCCUCGUCAUGGCCAGUCACGUCACUCAGAUGGACCGAGACACCGUCCUGGUGUGCUUUGAGCGUUGUGUGCGGGUCGUGAACCUCCGUGGCGCUCCUCAGGGAGCCCUCGCUCCUGAACUGACAUUCAACUUCCCUAUCGAGACGAUUGUGUGCCUUCAAGACAGCGUCCUGGCCUUCUGGAAACAUGGCAUGCAGGGCCGAAGCCUUGAAUCCAGUGAGGUGACACAGGAGGUCACAGAUGAAUCCAGAGUGUUCCAGGUCUUAGGAGCCCACAGCUCCCCCACCUGCCCACCCCUAGCCAAAAGUGGAGGGGAAGACAUGACGUUAUACUCUCUUGCCAGAGAGGAGUGGUCAGCCUUUUUUCAGGGCUUCCCAUCCUUAUCCAAUCCAAGGGGCUGGGGCAGCUGCAAGAAAAAUGGAUCCAUCAUGGAGUUGCUUUCCCCAGCCGCAGUUCAAGCAUCGCAGGAGCCCCUCCUGUGGGCCACACCUAGACAUCAUCCUGGAGAGCACCCCCACAGAUAACCCCAUGGCACAGAGCAACCUCUACAUCCUGACGGGUCACGAGAGCAGCUGCUGAUCUCCUCCUUCCAGAGUCUCCGGCCUCUGGGAGGUCUUCAGCCUUGGGGUGGGCCGUUGCGGGAGAUGGAUGCCUGUGAGCCGUGCCUGCCGACUGCUGAGGAAGUGUCAGCAGGGGUGUGUGGAAGGCAUAAGGGCCUUCCACUACUGCUGCCACAUGCGCUGAACAUAAUAACCCUGGUUUGGCUCCAGAUGUGUUCUUCAUCCAUCCUUCUAGUCUUCCUGAGAUACUGGGAGGAACCCUUUCCCUCCUGAAUUGGGCCAGCAUCUCCUGAGAUACUUCUGCAAUAAUUUAACUGCUAGCCAUUUGGAAGGAUUUGCCAUCUUUCCUGGCUGACACCUUGUGCCUCCUUUGAAUGCUUCCCAUACUCCCCUUUUUUCCUUCUCCUUAGAAGUCAUCUGCAAUGACAAUGUGUGGGUGCAGUGAUCUACUGCAGCUGCCAUGUGAAGACAAUCAUUGGGGAAGUGCACCCCUUUCUUCGCACUUAAGCUUUAAUUUAAAGGUCUUUCAGGGCACUUUGAGAUUCUGGCCUGUCCCCGUUGAAGGGGGCCCAGGGCAACGCUUAUUCUGUGGCUGCACGACUGAGUCGAGAAAUGCCAAAGAUGGGCAAAACUGAAUGAUGAUAGAGCUGCAGGGUCUGUUAUGUUCGGCCUGUUGGGGUGGGGCGGUGAGGCGAAACGCUUGUUGAUUGACAAGGUGAGAAGAAUGGCCGUGUCCAGCAUUCAGGUGGCUGGGGGGGCAGACAGAAUAGUGGCUUUGGUGGUGCCUGGGCCUAUCACCCCACAGAGCACCUCGGUUUAAGGCAUCAAGUGCGCCAGGCUGCUAAUCCCAACUGAGGACUGUGGAAGAGGCCAAGGACUCCCUACAGGAAUUAUUAUCGGCACUUUUGCAAAACUGCCAUUCCCAGGGUUUUGGUUUUUUUUGAGAGAAUGCAACUUAAUCCACUUUUGAGACAGUUUACAUUUUGGGACCAAACUAGACAAUACAUUAAAUGUGUUUGCAUUUAGAGAUGGCCUAUUUUUAAGAGGGGGCCCUCAGUUUUCUCUCAGGCAUGUUAGGGCUUCCUCUCUGGUUGAUGUCAGGAUUGGGACUGUAGCAUGCAAGGAGAAGCGGGGAUUAAAUCUUUUGUCCUGCAUCACAGUCCUGAUGAAAAUGGUCCCCACCCCCUGAAAUUGUUAUUCCCACAAGGAGGAGCAUCAACAGCAGUUUCCCUCCCAGGGUGAAAAGAGCUGCUGGGAGUGAUGUUGAUGGCAAUUUGUUUUGUCAGGAUUGGGGUGAGGUGAAGGACCCUGAUCCUCAGCAGGUCAUUUUAAAGGGCUAAAUAAAACCCCUGAUGCAUUUUAAAUGCUGUAGCACAUUUAACGUAUUGUCUUGUUUUGGCUCCUCAGUAGCAUAAAUGUCCACCCUCAGGCAGGUUUAGGUAGGAGCCUCAGCUGGGUCACCAUAAGUGCCUGGCUGGGAUGCCGCUUGUGCCCACCCUGCACCCUGCAAUGUGUUGUUUGAAUGCCUACUGACUGGUCUGCUGGGUCAGAGGCAGGGACUGCUUGCCCUCUGUGCAGCUAGCCUUGGGGGAGCGCAAGGGAGGAGUCCAGAGUUGCUUCAGGUGUGGUUUGUGUGUGGCGUUUGGUCAUUUGGGGCCAUUCUUUGCUGCCUUGGGAGCCCAGAACAGGCUCCCGGUCAGAAUCUCAGCCUUGGACCAUCAGGGCCGACCACAACUUUGCUUAACUUGAAUGCCAAGGACUUUCCUUCCCAGGCUGCUAGCACCUCUCUGGAUUUUAAUCGCUAAAGCUGGAAUUUGUUGUCUGAGAAAAGAAAAUCAAAACUUGAAAAGAAAAUUGCUAUUUAAUGUAAGAGUUUGAUAUUAAAUUGUAUUUUACUCUCCAGUGGAUACAUGAAACAGAUUUGAAUUUGUUAAUUUUUAACCAACUGGAAGCCUUGGGUGAUGUUUUGGGCCAAUCUGGUUCCUUGAAUCCUUGCGGAUUUCCCCCCUUUCCUUUCCUGCUCUGCUGGCGCGAUGCCGCCACCUCUGAACUAGCUAAGAAACUGGGAAGGCCAAAACUGGGGGACAAGUGAAAACAGAGGGACCCGAUUUCUUUCAUUUAUUUAUUUAUUGAAUUUAUUAGUCGCCCAUCUGGCUGGUUAUCCAGCCACCCUUCUGGAUUUCUGUGUGUGUGUUUCUUUGGGAACUCCAUGGGGUGGUCUCAUAGGUGUAGCUAUUGCCCUUCCAUUUUGUUCCAUUCCUGUAAUCCUGUGACUGGGGUAAGCCUUCAGGCUUCGUUCUUACCCCUUAGAGAAGCAUUCUCCCCUACAAAGAGGACAUUACAUUAUUUGGACUCCUUGCCUCUUCCGGACAUAGGUUGUGAUGGUGAUGUUCUCCCUCCCUCCCUCCUCAUUUGAGUCACAAAAGCUUAACCCAGCUUGAUGAUGCCAAGAAUGUGUGGUGAAACUCAAUGAUGCCAAGAAUAUGUCAUUGCAUUUAAAGGUCUGUUUCUAAGGGGGAACCUUAGAUACAUUAAAUGCAGUCACUUUGUUUAAUGAAUCGCAGUCUCCAGCAGGAUCAGAUGCUCCAGCUUGCUUGGUCUGUCCAGACUCUGCCCGCACAGGGAUGGAGCUGUAAGUACACAAAGGACUGGCCAGAGCCAGGGCAGAUGAGUUCACGUCCAUGCCUUGCACUUGGCAGCUGCCUGGCCCUCCUCUCUCAGGGAUUCCCAGUGCACAUGCAUGCCUGUCACACGGGGAGGAAUGCGCCUCGCCUCCCCACACCACAGUCUCAGCCCCCACUUCUUGCACAAGCCAGAAUGGGACGCCGUGAUGUUCCUGUAAGUUAGCAUCUGUAAAUAUGGUAAGUGCGGGUCUAUUGGGUGAUGUAUGGUAAUUGACUGAGAGAGAAAGGGGGAGUGCAUGGGUGAGAAGCUGAAGUGUGCUGGAUGAUGAUUGGCUGAGUGGCUGGCUGGCUGAAGGUAUAAAUGGAGGUUUGUGAGUGAUGAAUGGGGGUCGGUUGGAAGGUGGGAGAGAGUCAGUUAGAGAGAGGUUGUUGAGUUGGUUGGCAGAGUUCUGAGGGAAGUUUGGAUUGGAUUUGGCUGAUAUUUAAAGAGGAUAUAUAUGAACAGAAACAUAAAGAGUAACCAUAUAUAUGAAACCAUACGCUUGUGAAACAUUC
Messenger RNA from Rhineura floridana, 6330 nucleotides. It is a transcript of the gene MAP4K2, whose product is annotated as mitogen-activated protein kinase kinase kinase kinase 2. Gene Ontology annotation, molecular function: ATP binding; MAP kinase kinase kinase kinase activity. The record is from RefSeq and is a predicted model, not a curated record. Bases 404 to 3115 code for a protein of 903 amino acids. Lineage: Eukaryota; Metazoa; Chordata; Lepidosauria; Squamata; Rhineuridae. Gene Ontology annotation, biological process: protein phosphorylation. The transcript is spliced from 33 exons.